Molecule: messenger RNA, 2062 nt
Organism: Cydia pomonella (codling moth)
Lineage: Eukaryota; Metazoa; Arthropoda; Insecta; Lepidoptera; Tortricidae
Gene: Dlish
Product: SH3 domain-containing protein Dlish
Exons: 7
Coding region: 134-1141 (335 amino acids)
Molecular function (GO): protein binding
Source: RefSeq, a predicted model, not a curated record
CUCGUCAAAGUUGUUUUGUGAACUUUUCUGACAUGUAAAACUGUAAAUCAUUUAUUACACAAAAGAAAGCGUAAUAUCGCAAUAAGUACCUUAUAAUUUAUUUUGUAAUGUAUUAAAAUUACUUUUAAUCAAUAUGGCAUUCUUAUGUCCAGUGAGAAUAAGACGAGGGAAGAAAAAGAAAUCAAGCAGUGGAGACUCAGACAAGGAUUUGUCCAGACCAGGCUCAGGGCUCAGCCCUGGUAUGGGCCGGAUCACUGGAUCAGCAAGUAUAGAGACCUUAGUGAGAGUUGGAAUAGAGAAGGAACAUGGUUUAAGUCCAGAUUCCAAAAUGGUGGUGCUGCAUGAUUUCGCACCCUGUGUUGAUGAUGAGUUAGAGGUAAAACGCGGUCAAAUUGUAAAUGUAUUAUAUCGAGAAAAUGAUUGGGUGUAUGUGAUAGUGGCAGAGUCACGGAGAGAGGGCUUUAUACCUCACUCAUACUGUGCACCCUGCGAGCACCAUGACUUGAAAAAGAAACUACCGAGGAGUAGAUCGCCUGCUGAUAUACAACACAGAGAUGUUUCACAAUUAUCAGUCUCAGAUGGUGCAACAAAUGAUGGGCACUCGGAGCUGGGCAGCGAGGGCGAGGCCUGUCCGUUCAGCAAGGAUCCUUCGGGCCGAUAUGUGGUGCUGUACACUUUCACUGCCCGGGACGAGAAUGACGUUGAUGUGGAAAGAGGGGAAUUUGUUACAGUUUUGAACAGAGAAGACCCAGACUGGUACUGGAUCGUGCGAAGUGAUGGCCAGGAAGGUUUUAUUCCCUCUGGAUUCGUGUACCCUGCUGUUGUGCAAGCGAACCAGCAAGACACUCCGCAGCCGCCACCCCAACACUCCCCGCCCGCCAACCCCAACAGUACCGUGAUGUCCGCCGGCACCAACAACACGCACAACGACGGACGCUACCACGGCACAGAGCUAGUCAUGCUGUACGAUUAUAAGGCGCAGGCACCGGACGACCUGUCGGUGAAGCGCGGCGAGUGGGUGUACGCGGACCUGACGCAGCAGACGGUGGAGGGCUGGCUGUGGGCGCACGCGCCCAAGGCGCGCCGCUCCGGCUUCAUCCCCACCGCCUACGCGCGCAAGCCGCGCACCACGUGCCUCUGAGCCGCCUCCGACCCGCCGCCCGCUGCCCACAGGCUGUACGGUCGCCGCAAUAUCACUUCCGUUGUUGGAUAUUAGGCGAACGCCUCCAUCGAGGCAUACCUACUACACGAGUUGUUUCUCGCGGAAACUUUGUUUAUAAAAACCUAUUUGAAACUAGACCGCUAAGGCCGGAUGCGCACGAGCACUUUUACAACGCACGUUAAAAAAGCGUUUGAAUGACACAAAUGGAUAAAGUUACACCAAGAUUUCUCUUCGUCUAGCUCUACCUGUGUAUUCACACGAUGGCGCGUUUUUGUUGUACGUUGUUGGAUUUUCAACUUCGACCGUUGGCCGACGAACUUGUAACGUCAGGUUUUAACGCAAUGCUUUUUAAACUCUGGCGAAUGAGGCCAAAGCGUUAUCGGACGCUGUUAUAAUUUAUAGUGGUCGUUGGCGGUAACGACACGAUUUAUCGUUCCGACACGACACAUCAGAUGAUUAAAAUGUACGAGAUUGUAUGCGAACGCUUUUAUACUGUUGUCCACGAUGAUAUAAACGUCUGUAUACAAUUUCAUGCAUUUUGGUCCCCUAGAGUCAUGACGAUAAAUCGUGUCGUUACCGUGGACAACCACUAUGAAGUAUAAAAGCGCCCAUUGGCCAUUUAAAACCGUAAUAAUUAACUCGUAUAAUAAUUAUUUAAGUAUACAGUGCCUUUGACUUAGCUUUUAUACUGUAGCCAUUAUAUGUAGACCCAUGUAAAAUAUUGUUAAAUCGUCUUCCAACUUAUUUCCAAAUUCGACGUAAACAUAUUUUUAGCUAGUGUAAAAUAUCUCCGUCCAAAAUUGACUGAAUCUCAUAUUACGCUUUAUAUUUUAACUUUUUUUAACAUAAUUGUAAGGUUUUAUGUAAUAUCAUUUUGAAAUAAAAUAAUUAGAUAUGUAA